Messenger RNA from Cynara cardunculus var. scolymus (artichoke), 1863 nucleotides. Its product is annotated as protein FAR1-RELATED SEQUENCE 5-like. The transcript has 5 exons. The record is from RefSeq and is a predicted model, not a curated record. The coding region runs from base 1 to 1863 and encodes 620 amino acids. NCBI's taxonomy places the organism in Eukaryota, Viridiplantae, Streptophyta, Magnoliopsida, Asterales, Asteraceae. Gene Ontology annotation, biological process: regulation of DNA-templated transcription.
AUGGAUCGAUGUGCUUCGCAUGGCCCGGCUUGCAUUGCCAUGCUUGAAGGCCUUGUAACAACUCUUGGCCCGACUCGCCUGGGCAUGGCAUGCUUGGUAUCGUCGUGCGGGACAAGGCAUCGGGCGUUCUUGGCUUGGCUUGACCCGGCUUGCCUGGGCCUGGCAUGCUUGCUAGCGUCAUGCGGGCACAAGGCACCGGGCGUGCAUGUCUUGCCUAGGCAUGGCAUGCUUGGUAGCGUCAUGCGGGCACAAGGCACCGGGCGUGCUUUGCUUGGCUUGGCCGGGUUCAUUCAUUUGUUGGUGUGUUCCCAUGUUCAUAUCAUUAUAUCAGCAGGUGUUCCUAUUCUUGCAAUAUCAGAACAUGAACCGGAGUACGCCGUCGAGGAGUCUUCUCAAGGAAAUCAGUUUUUUAUCCCCAAGGUUGAUGACGAUAUUAAACCAAAUAUCAACUCACAAUUCUUAACUAUAAAUGAAGCGGAGAAGAUGUAUAGGGCAUACGCGAACAAUGCUGGAUUUGAUGUUCGGCUGCAUGCCAAAAAAACAAACAAGAAUGGAGACAUACAAACAAGAUGGUUUGUAUGUAAUAGGGAGGGAACACCAUACAAACAGUUUUUUGAUUCGAUGGAUAUGCAGUCUGGUGAAAGGAGAUAUCGUAACACGAACCUUAAACGUUGUGGAUGUUUAGCAUGCAUAAAAGUCCAUUUGAAAAAGGAUAAAUCCGGUUAUGAGAUAUAUGAGUUUGUCGAGGCACAUAAUCAUGCGCUAUUCAAUACUAACGAUCGACGUUUCUCAAGGAAAAAUAGACAAAUGAAGUAUACGGAUUACAAAAAUGUCUUGAAUAGCUCAAGCUACAAAGUUGGUGCGAUUAGGGCUCACCGUAUACAAACUGCAUUAAAUGGUGGUUUUGAGCACAAUCGAUGUUCUGAGAUCGACUUUAAGAAUUUCAAGAGAGAUGCAGUUGCGUGUGUUGAUAAAAAGGAUGCAAAGAUGUUGAUCAAUAAACUAUCCAAUAGACGAGAURUUGUUCCCGAUUAUUUUUUCGAGUACAAGUGCAAUGAUCAGGAGUUGGGUGCCAUUUUCUGGGCAGAUGAGGUCGCUAGACUUAACUACAGAGAAUUUGGGGAUGUAAUUUCGUUUGACGGGACAUUUCGCACCAACAAGCAUGCGAUGAUUUUUGUUCCCUUUUUGGCGGUUGACAAUCACAAAGCUUCGGUUGUUGUCGGAUCGGCGUUAAUAAGUGGUGAGACAAUUGAGAACUUUACAUGGGUUCUAAGAGCUUUCCUAAAAUGCCAUGAGAAGCAACCAGUUUUUGUGAUUACGGAUCAGUGUUCGGCGAUGAAGCAAGCCGUCCCGUUGGUGUUUACGGAAGCUAAGCACCGACUAUGUAUGUGGCACAUCAUGAAGAAAGUGCCUUCUAAGAUCAGUGUCGCCUUAAAUCAAGAUCCUCUGUUUAAUAAGAUUAUUAACAAGCUCGUGUGGAACGUAAAUAUUGGACCAUCAGAAUUCGAGACCCAAUGGCAAGAGAUGAUUGAGCAAUACAAUUUAGGUGGUGAUCCGUGGUUCACAGAAAUGUAUGAAAUACGCGCAUCAUGGAUUCCGGCGUUUUAUAAGGACACACCGAUGUCUGGUCUUAUGARAACGACAUCAAGAUCCGAGAGUUCKAAUUCGUAUAUUAACAUAUACGAAUCAUACUGGUUUGAUUUGGUUCAGUUCCUCAACAAUUAUGACUUUGCUAUAGAGAAACAAAGGUACAAGCAAGCUGGGCAUGAAACAAUAACGAGGACAACGAAYCCAAAGUUGUGUACUCCAUUGCGCUUAGAAAGUCAAGCAUCAAGGUAUAGAGACUGGCGAAUGUCGGGGUGA